This is a messenger RNA of Girardinichthys multiradiatus, 2327 nucleotides long. RefSeq names its product polymerase (DNA directed), gamma 2, accessory subunit (gene polg2). Gene Ontology annotation, cellular component: cytoplasm; mitochondrion. Lineage: Eukaryota; Metazoa; Chordata; Actinopteri; Cyprinodontiformes; Goodeidae. The record is from RefSeq and is a predicted model, not a curated record. The coding region runs from base 374 to 1747 and encodes 457 amino acids. Gene Ontology annotation, biological process: mitochondrial DNA replication. The transcript has 8 exons.
CCAAGUAACGAGUCUGACACGUCAUAACCCGGAUGUGAAUGAUUAAGUUCCGGAUCUGGAAAAGUCGCUGCAUGUAUUUUCAUAGAUACUUUGCGCAGCUGUUGUUUUUGUAGAUUAGAACAUUUUUCCAGAUGUCACCACUGCAUGUGUUCCGGGAAAGCAGUGACCGUAAAAACAGAACAUUUAGCCGUAGAUGCUGCGGCUUGUGACGCCGGAGCUGUUUUUGUGUGCCUGGCAGUUCAUUCGCACAUGUUUACUUCAGACACUAUCGGACGUCAGUUACAGCAGCAUUUAGGAGGCUUUAUGUGGCCCAGAGGGUGCAGAUAAAUGACUUCAUCAAAGUCGAUUCCUGACUUAACUCGUUAUUUGGACCAUGGGUCUCAACGUCUUCAACAUGUUGACAUGGAGCGUCAGACGCUGCAUCCUGUCCCCGCGUUCAGCUCCAAUGAAGAGCAUACGGGGCACCAGAGGACUCUGUAGCAAAGCACCGAAUGAUGGUUUGGACCGGGUCCGGACGCUGCUGCAGCUCUGCGCGGACAGAUACUUCAUCUCUCCCGGAGAGAGCAACGCGGAUCUGUUCCGGAGAGGUUGGAGCUGCAUCUACGGACCGCUGGGCUUGGAGCUGAGGAGAAACCUGCUCCAGCAGUGGUGGCACUCGGUGAGCGGGUCCAGGGUUAGGGUGUUCGGGUUGAAUACUCCGAGCAGCAGUCUGGAGAGAGGAGCUGGUGGAGCUCGGGUUGUUGAAUCUGAACAUUUCCAACAAAUACUCGAUCAGUCUGAGUUGAGCAGAGAGCAGCUCAUCCAGGAGCUGAACAGGCUGCUGCUGAGCUCUCCAUCUGUGAGGACAAACUUACUUCAAGGUGCCUUGGAGCAGUUUGUGCCCUCACUGGAGAUGGUGAACAAAAAACUCCCGUUUGGCCUGGCUGAGACAGGUCUAUGUUUCCAGCCUUCAGAUGUCUCUGGUUGCUUUGUUGAUGUCACCCAGACGUCUCUGGUUUGGUUUUGCUCUCCUCGCACCUCUUCCCAGUGGCUGGAUCACUGGGUACGCCACAGGCUGAAGUGGUGGAGGAAGUUUGCCGUGUCCCCCUCUGACUUCAGCAGCAUUGAGGUGCCUGAGAACGAGCUGGAAAAGACAGAGUCUCGCGGGGUGAAGAUCUUGUAUAAUUUCCCGUGGGGCCUUGAAUCCCUGGAGACCCUGUGGUGUCGAGGAGACACAGACCUGCUGCAGACAUACAAGGGGGUCCGCACCAAAUGGCAGAGUCGAGGUGGUCAAAAGUCCGUUCCCCACGUUGUUUCUGUAAGCGGCAACAUUGACCGUGGCAUGCUGGCUUUCCUGUCCAACUCACUUCAGGAGCUCAGAGGAGAAGAUGGCAAAAAGAAGCUGCAGCAGAGAAAGGUUCUAAAGUUGCAUCCAGUGUUGGCUCCUGUCAAAGUGGCUUUAGACAUUGGGAAGGGAGCCACAGUGGAACUAAGGCAGGUCUGUGAGGGACUUCUGCAGGAGUUCCUGGAAGCUAAGAUCUCUGCAUGGCCAGGAUAUCUUGAAACUCAGCCAACAUCAUUACAGCAUCUUAAUGCCAAAUAUGAUGAGAUGGGAGUUCUCUUUACUGUGCUGAUCAGUGAAAAUACACUGGAGAGUGGCCUCCUGCAAGUUCGCAACAGAGACACAACCAUCAGAGAGACCAUGCACGUUUCAGAAAUUAGAAACUCGCUCUCUAAAUAUAUUUCUGCUGCUGACAAAUUCUCAUGAUAUAAAAAUCAUAAAAGAUUUUCCUCUCAGCAUAGCAUUCAGUCCCACAAAUAAACCCUCCAUAACCAAAGUGAGAGAACUGUGGGGAUUUUGAGUUUAUGUCUGUCAGUCAUGGACUCAUCUAAGAAGGCCAAGAGACCCUUUGGAAGUAAAAUGUCCAUGUAGCCUGUCCUUUGUCCUCAGUAGGUGUUUCAUAUCAGUCCUUUUAACACAAAGAGCUGCAUACAUGUAUUUCUCCUACGUGGGUUCUAGUUUGGGUGAAUAGUGCCUUGGAUUAAGGCUUCUUUUGCCAUAAAGCCAGUCAAUUUAUCCCUUUCUUAUCAAUUUAAUCAUACCUGAAGAGAUGGGCAUUCUAUAAUGCCCAAAGUUUGACAACAAGAUGGACCAAAUGAAUGAACCAUCAAUGAACAGAUGGCCAGUUAAAUUAAAAAAAUUAUGCAAAACAGUUGUUUCCAAGGGGAGAAAAUGACAUUACAUUAACAUGAUUACAUUACAGAAUGAGGUUUGGCAUGUUUACUUCUGACAGCUAUGGUGGUUAUUUUGUAUUCACAAUAAAAACAUAUGUUAAGGAAAAAAAGAA